AUGUUCUUCAUCAAGUACAUCCUUCAAGCCGCUUGUGGCUUUUGUCUUUUGGGCGCCUGGAUAAUAUUGGCUUUGGUCAUGACCGGCUGCAAGUCCGAGACGAGCUCCCAUCUAUCCUUGUUCAAUUUGUCAAGUCGUUCUGCCCAAGUUAAUGUUGGAUUCUUUUCCAUGUGUUUGGUCGGCGGAAAUAAUUCUGUCAGUUGUGACAAAUUUACAAAUGUCAGAAGCAUCCCUUCUUUCUCAAUGGCUGAUUUGCGAUCCAAGUUUCUUCUCCCGCAAGUCCAUCCAUGGAUGGUUGUGUUUUCGUUUUCUGUUUGUGGUGUCUGCUUUCUUUUGGCAGCUAUCGCUGCGAUCCCUUUUAUGGACCGACUCCCUUAUUUGCGACUUAUUCGACUUUAUUUGUCGGUGUUUACUUUUCUAAGUAUUCUGGUCACGUCUCUAUUUGUGCAUGUAUCUGUCACUUCCUUUGUCAUGGCGAUUGAAGAUGCCGAUGUUUACCUUCAUGCUGCCGUAGGAAAGAAACUUGUCAUUUUGAUGUGGGUAUCCAUGGGUCUUCUUGCUCUGGCAACUCUUAUUGAUACCAUUUUCUACGUUAUAUCAACGAAAACAGAGAAUAUCCGCCAAGCCCUAUUUGAGAAAACGUUCAAUUUAUCACGGUCAAGUACGGCUGUAUCUUCUAAUACUUCGUCUAGCAUUAAAAAGUAA
Molecule: messenger RNA, 705 nt
Organism: Schizosaccharomyces osmophilus
Lineage: Eukaryota; Fungi; Ascomycota; Schizosaccharomycetes; Schizosaccharomycetales; Schizosaccharomycetaceae
Gene: dni1
Product: tetraspan protein, claudin Dni1
Exons: 1
Coding region: 1-705 (234 amino acids)
Biological process (GO): conjugation with cellular fusion
Cellular component (GO): mating projection tip; membrane
Source: RefSeq, a predicted model, not a curated record